AUGUCUUUCAACCCAGUCCAUUUUGUCCCCGCCAGCGAAAAGGCCAGCAUGCUGGCGCUUCCGGUGCGGUCGAUUCUCGCAGUUGGCCACCGACAGAAAGCGGACACGAAUCACUGGUGUCUCUAUCUUAGCACUCCCCAAAACACCUCUGUCAGAAUCGACUGUCAGCCCAGCUAUAGCGUCCCAAGUACCGUUCUGCCUGGCGGAUCCAAGGCAAAUGUCGUGAUUUCUAGACUCAAUUGUCCCGUCUCUAUGGAAGCCGAGAAGUCUUUUGAUUUGGCUGUCAAACCGAACCUAACCGCUGCCGACGUUUACAACACCAUCAUCGAACACAAUCGACAUAAGUACGAAUUCGAUUCGGAAGGCGUUGGUUGCCGGUGCUGGACAAGCGGCCAACUGGACUUCUUGCUCCAGCAGCAAAUUCUAACCAAUGCUUCGGAGGUUGCCGCAGUCAAAGAAGGGAUACUCAAGUUGUGGCCCGCUGGGACUCCUCUUGCAUUGGACCAGGGAGCCUACUAUCAGUGA
Molecule: messenger RNA, 525 nt
Organism: Uncinocarpus reesii 1704
Lineage: Eukaryota; Fungi; Ascomycota; Eurotiomycetes; Onygenales; Onygenaceae
Exons: 1
Coding region: 1-525 (174 amino acids)
Source: RefSeq, a predicted model, not a curated record